UUAAAUUGUUUUAAGGUGACGUCAUUAACCGUUACUUUGAUAUGUUGUUUUGCCUUGGGCGGAAGUGCUUAAAAUUGUUGAUGUAUUUGUUUAUUGAUGUUUUCCAAUGGAAAGUAGAUCAUAAUCGAAACGUUAUUACUACUGUGGACAAUGUCACUAUCACACUGGGAUAAGAUAAAAUAUGACCAAUAUGAUAACACCAAACCGGACCGGAACCAUGCUCUUGCGGAAGGAGGUCGAAAAGUUACUGUCGAUAAUCCAAAACCGGAAGUGAAACCACACAAUGAAUGGACUCCUUACGCAGGCCCGGUGAUGUGGACAGGACCAGAUGGAACCAGGGAUUUCCGACCAAGACUUUUCAAAGAUUGGCAACCUUUGGGCAUAGGUGAUGUUUCGCCGGAGAAAACUCUGUCGGCGACAUAUAUUAGUCGCGCACUAGACGAUCAGCCAUUUGGAAAACCAAGACGUGAUAUGAUAGGGGAAAUUGGAUGGUUUUAUAAAAAUUAUGGACAUGCAAUUAUACCAAGUUUUCCUGAAUCCAUGGAGAGAUAAAAUGAAUAUAAAGUAUAAUGACUGUGAAACGUGUCAUAGCUAUACUGAUAUUGUUAAAUGUUAUUUUAAAGAGCUAUUAGAGAAAUAUAUACCAACAACGAGUGGCUUUAGGGACAAAUUGAUAUUUGAUUGCUAUAAAAUGUUCUAUUUAAGUAUAAGCUAUCGGGGUCCUUACUCUCAGUACCUGAAAGGGCGGAUGGACCCUCAUUAGGUCUAGAAUACAUACAUACAUAGUAUAAGCUAAAAUUUACGUCUAUCAAAUACCUAAGCCCUGGCGUAUAUAGUGAUAAAAUUUACAACAGAACUAGGCAAACAUCGCUCCUAGAACUAUGGAUGAUAUUUUGGGAUUUUAUUGAUUCAGAUUUUCAGAUUUAAAUUAGUAGGUUGUUUGUAUUUUCUUGAGUAAUAAACUUAUCUUGCCACACAUUUGCAAAUUAUAUACAUGUACUCAAUUAUCUUCCGUGACUUAACUAUUAUAAAAAGAUUCGCCAUUCUGAAUAAAUGUGUUUGAAAAUACAUCAAGACUUGCUUUUCAAAACAUCAAAACAUAGCUUGUUUUAUUUGAUUUGUUUAUUUUGUAUGACAUUUUAUUUAUGCUGUGCAUUAUCUAGUAUUUAGUGACGCGAACUACUUUAUUCAUUUAAUUGUAACGUUUGUUCACAUUUUCACUUUUGUUUUCAGUGUUAAAACUGUUUUCUAUAAAUAAUUCAUGCACUUUUUAGAUUGAUUUUACAACUUUGAGUUGCAUGUAUCUGAAAUAACUUGUUGUCCCCAAUAAAUGAAAUACAUAAAAGAUUCAA
Molecule: messenger RNA, 1352 nt
Organism: Ruditapes philippinarum (Manila clam)
Lineage: Eukaryota; Metazoa; Mollusca; Bivalvia; Venerida; Veneridae
Exons: 3
Coding region: 151-552 (133 amino acids)
Source: RefSeq, a predicted model, not a curated record